AUGGCUGCACUGACGCUGGCUCGCUACAACAUCGAUGUUCGAGUGAUUGACGUGCAUUCUCGGCGCAUCCAGACUGGGCAUGCGGGAGGUAUCCAACCUCGCACCCAGGAAGUCCUGCAGACUCUAAACAUCCAUCACCACCUGGACAUCCUGGGUAAACACGUCAGUGGGAUGGCUUUUUGGGCCAACAACGAUCUCGGUCAGCUCGAUUGCACCUAUGUUGGCCAGGAGGUUCAAACCACGACUCCCUUCCCAUGGAUCCUGAGCGUGCCACAGCGAGAGACAGAGCGGGCCUUUGAUGAAGAGCUACAGGCGCAUGGUUAUCAAGUGGAUCGACCUGUGGAGCUGAUCAAUUUCACUUACGUCGAAGAUGACCCCUAG
This is a messenger RNA of Penicillium roqueforti, 381 nucleotides long. Its product is annotated as FAD-dependent oxidoreductase. The transcript has 2 exons. NCBI's taxonomy places the organism in Eukaryota, Fungi, Ascomycota, Eurotiomycetes, Eurotiales, Aspergillaceae. Gene Ontology annotation, molecular function: FAD binding. The record is from RefSeq and is a predicted model, not a curated record. The coding region runs from base 1 to 381 and encodes 126 amino acids.